AUGAGUUACACAAAUAUCAAGGACUAUAGAGAUGAAAUAGACAAACUUAAUAGCGAACUCAACGAAACCACUGAAACUGCUCUUGCUGAACAAGAAUACAGGGCCAAAAAUCUAAGUAGUGAUAUUACGCAAAUAAUACAGUCUCUCAGCCAAGAAAACGAUUUGAUUAGAGUCCCAGAGACCGAAAAAUGGAUUGAUCCAUCCUCUAUAACUCCAGGAAUCAAUGAAUCAAAUAAGAUUAUUUCUAUUUUAAAGGAAGUUUAUUUAGAGCAGGAAUCCUUAGACAACUUUCUGAGACUAACAGUAUCGUCAAAUUCUAAUGAAUUUGACAAGAUACGAUCAAAGGACGAUCCAGUAUUUCGAGAGUUGGAGGACGAGGUUAAUUAUUUGGAAUCUACCCAGCUGCAGAAUCAGUUGAAUGCAAUCAACGUGAUAAAGUCGAAAAUAUCGCAAAAGAGCAAUGAAUUAUCGCAAGAUGAGAUGAAAAUAAACGAAGUAUGUCUUAAUACUGCUGAUGAAAUAGAUGAAUGCUUUCAAUUGAUCAUUGAGUUAGAGAAAUUACAGGAAGAUAGAAUUGAAAAAGUGAAGAAUGUUAGACUAGAGGAACUAAACGCUACUACUGAAGCGUUUAACGAAUGGGAAAAUAUUGUUACUUUGAGGAAAAACCUUUCUGAAUUAGAAAGAGAGCUGCACUUACUAAAAACUACGAACCAAAGCGAUAAGAGACAAGAUAAAUCCCUAAGCAGCAGUUACUCGGUGCUAUUGGAACUAACAAACCUUUAUAGAAAAAAAUAUCAAAGAUUUACAAAGAAGUUGGUAUUGACAAACUCGAAAUUCACCAAGAAAGCAAAACUGUGA
Molecule: messenger RNA, 858 nt
Organism: Kazachstania africana CBS 2517
Lineage: Eukaryota; Fungi; Ascomycota; Saccharomycetes; Saccharomycetales; Saccharomycetaceae
Gene: KRE28
Product: Kre28p
Exons: 1
Coding region: 1-858 (285 amino acids)
Cellular component (GO): chromosome, centromeric region
Source: RefSeq, a predicted model, not a curated record